Linum trigynum is the source of this 593-nucleotide messenger RNA. The record is from the annotation of a GenBank genome assembly. NCBI's taxonomy places the organism in Eukaryota, Viridiplantae, Streptophyta, Magnoliopsida, Malpighiales, Linaceae.
CUAUCAAACCUAUGAAAAGACAACCUGAAUAUAAGAUUACUUCUUCUUUUUCUAUCGAUUUCAAGAGAAACAUGGCUAAGUCUUCCACAAUAUACUUCUUGCUAGCCCUUCUGUUCUUCGCCUCCUUAGGUGGAGCAAAGAUGACAGUGGAAGCUAAAGACUGCUCAGCUCUAUGGGACUGUAGUCGCGGAGGGGAUCAAUGUUUCAACGAAUGCAAGAGUCGUUACGGUGGACAAGGAUUGUGUGACCUCGGCACUGCUCCUGGUGUUCCUCGACAAUGCUUUUGUGCUUAUAAAUGUUAGAGAGGGAAAAAAAUAAUUUAGAUUAUAUAUGGAGUUCUAAUAAACAAUGUAAUAACUAAUUACAUAUAUGUUGACCAUAUAUGUAAUACAAAUAAGAAGGAGAAAAGCUGAAGUCUCGGGAAAUUCUCUAAUCUUUCUUUCCAGAUAAAGCAACAAAACCUUAACUAGUCCAGACUGUUUACUUUUCGAGAAAUUCUUAGGUGCUUCGGGAGCACCACGUUGGAAUGCUUAUGUGGUACUCCCGGCCAAUGAAGUUGUGCCACGUGGCCGCAAUUAAUAAAAUAAAAUGGU